Messenger RNA from Fundulus heteroclitus (mummichog), 2047 nucleotides. RefSeq names its product methyltransferase like 23 (gene mettl23). The coding region runs from base 608 to 1303 and encodes 231 amino acids. The record is from RefSeq and is a predicted model, not a curated record. Gene Ontology annotation, cellular component: nucleus; cytoplasm. The transcript is spliced from 6 exons. Lineage: Eukaryota; Metazoa; Chordata; Actinopteri; Cyprinodontiformes; Fundulidae.
ACGACGUUUACGAUCAGUACCAUGACAGCCGAGGGAACCAGAACGCCUCAUGAAACAUUUACUCCGCUCUAUUUUCCAGCCGGAGUGGAGCGCGUGGUACCGGCUUUAUUCUACUUUAUUUCACCUUAGCUCUCCGCCUGCUUUAUUAACGAUGCGUUAGUGUUGAGACAUUUUUCUUUAAAUGGCUGAAUUAUCUGAAUGGAUGUUUUGUUGCCUAAACCAACGUUAUUUUAAAUUAAUAAAUAAAGUGACUGGAUGUCGUGGACCUGCUAUGUCAUUACUGGGCAUUAUUUAAGAACCAGGCGAACUGGAUUUAGUGCAAUUAUUUUAUUUUAUUUGUGUCAUGCAUGAUGAGCAGUCGCGUGUUAAGGAAAAUUCCUCGUUCACCGCUGGUCAACACCCCCACUCUCCCGCGCCAGCCAGCCCGCACACCGGCUAACUGGUAAGGAGCGGACCCGCUCACUACAUCCCGGAAGAAGGCGAGCGCGUCUGCCGCCACGAUUCUCGUUGAAGUAGCGGAGUCAGGACCAGCUCCAGCUCAGCGAAGCCGACCAGUGGUGCUGUUAGCCGGCUCUGCGGCCAUGCAGUCCUCGGUUGAUCAGCGGCCAUGAUGGAGCGGCGUGAGACGGAGACGGAGGGCGCAGACUGCAGGGUGUUCACGUUUAAAGACCCGAGAAGCCCGCAGGAGAGUCUGAGUGUCUGCAUCCCUGAGGUUCUGGACCCUCAGUACGGGAUGUACGUGUGGCCCAGUGCCGUGGUUCUGGCCCAGUAUGUGUGGUUCCACAGAGAGCAGCUGAGAGGCCGGGCGGUGCUGGAGCUUGGGGCCGGUGUGAGUCUGCCCGGCGUGGUGGCCGCCCGCUGCGGCGCCGACGUGAUCCUGUCCGACGACGCCAACAAGCCGGCGUGUCUGGAGAACUGCAGGCGGAGCUGCGCCGCCAACGGCCUGCAGGACGUCAGCGUGCGGGGCCUCAGCUGGGGGGAGGUGUCCCCGGACCUCCUGCUGCUCCCCAGGCGGGACGUCGUCCUCGGCUCGGACGUCUUCUACGACCCGGAAGAUUUUGAAGAUGUUCUCGUGACGUUUGUUUGCCUGCUGAGGAAGAACCCAGAGGCCCAGUUCUGGACUACGUACCAAGUGAGAAGCGCAGACUGGUCCAUGGAGGCUCUGCUCCACCGGUGGGGGCUGAGCUGUGUCCCGGUCCCGCUGGCUGACUUUGAUGCGGAUCAGUCGGAGCUGGCGGGAUCCACGCUGCCGGGCAGCCACAGCAUCCAGAUGAUGAUCGUCUCCAGGAGGACGGCUGACUGACCUGCAGGAGACCACGCAGGCUUUCAGGUUUUCUCUGCUGUGGUCAGAAGUGUGCCGGCUGUGUUUCAGCCUGUCAGCAGCAGGGGGCGCUGUUCCUCUGAUAACCACUUCACUCACCUGUUAGCAGAGACAAACACACCUGUAGUUUGAUUUCUGGGAAAUAAACAUGUCCUCCAUUGUGAAGCAGAUCUCUGGCGUCACGUGUUUUCACUAAACUUCUUUACAGGUCACCACGUUUUUGUGUCUGUCAGAAAAAAGGCAAACAUUAUCUUUGGUAAUAGAAAAGUUAAUCAAAAUCGACUCACAAUCAGUCGGGUAUAAUUCAAAGGCUAUUUGCUACUAAAUGUUUAUGAACCAAUAUUGACGAUAAGAUCAAUUGGAAAUUGCUCGUAAGUACUUUAAAAACUAAAACAUAUACAAACCUAUUGGCAUAUAAUGUAAUGUCAAUUAUUGUGUAACUGUGGGGAAAUAAUUAUUAAACAUUCAACCUGUUUUAUGAAAGAAAGCUUUCUGAGUGAUCAACCAUGUAGAAUAUUUUCCUCCAUCAAAUCCACUCUUUAUUAGAUUAAAAUUAAAAGCUGUGCAGCAGUUGUGAGGUACAGUCACAGGCUUCCUUACUCCAAGUUAUUCCAGGCUCAAAGGUCCAGUUUCAGUCUCAGGUAUUUUCCAUGAAGCCACGGUGAGGACAUGUCCUCAUAUUCUGCGUACACCCCGUGUCCUCCAGGUCACAGCGACUUUAACGUU